ACUUAUUUUGGGGGGUGUAUGCUCUGGGCAUUUGCUUUGCCCAGUAGUUGAAAAGUCAACUCGACUCGUGAUGGUUCUCCUGUCACUUUGGUUGAUAGCAGCCGCUCUGGUACAGGUUAGGACUUCAGCUGAUGGACAAGCUGGUAAUGAAGAAAUGGUGCAAAUAGAUUCACCAAUAAAGAGACACAAAGAGUAUGAGCUGGUGACUCCAGUCAGCACAAAUCUAGAAGGACACUAUCUCUCUCAUAUUCUUUCUGCAAAUCACAAAAAGAGGUCAACAAGGGACGUGUCUCCCAACUCUGAGCAAUUGUUCUUUAAUAUCACGGCAUUUGGAAGAGAUUUUCAUCUGCGACUAAAACCCAACACUCAGCUCAUAGCUCCUGGGGCUGUUGUGGAAUGGCAAGAAACAUCUCCGGUGCCUGGGAAUAUAACCGACCCUGUUAAUGAUCGUCAACCAGGAAGUGCUUCCGAAAGAAUCUGGAAAACGGAGCCUUUGCAGACCAACUGUGCUUACGUUGGUGACAUCAUGGACAUUCCGGGAACCUCUGUUGCCAUUAGCAACUGUGAUGGUCUGGUAAGACUCAUUCCCUCUUGUGUGUGUAUGUUUGUAGGUGUUUGGGAGUGUACCAUGGCUCCAGCAUGGUUUGGAAGGUAG
Myotis brandtii (Brandt's bat) is the source of this 655-nucleotide messenger RNA. RefSeq names its product A disintegrin and metalloproteinase with thrombospondin motifs 3-like. The record is from RefSeq and is a predicted model, not a curated record. The transcript has 3 exons. Bases 71 to 655 code for a protein of 194 amino acids. Lineage: Eukaryota; Metazoa; Chordata; Mammalia; Chiroptera; Vespertilionidae.